Molecule: messenger RNA, 1509 nt
Organism: Miscanthus lutarioriparius
Lineage: Eukaryota; Viridiplantae; Streptophyta; Magnoliopsida; Poales; Poaceae
Source: the annotation of a GenBank genome assembly
AUGAUGUACGAGUACGACAGCAUGGACGCGGCGAGGAUCGUAGCGUAUUUUAAGGGCAAGAGCAUCCUCAUCACCGGCUCAACUGGCUUUCUUGGGAAGAUUCUUGUGGAGAAGAUACUCCGGGUGCAGCCUGAUGCCAACAAGAUCUAUCUUCUUGUACGAGGGAAGGACGCGUCAUCUGCUAAGCAACGCGUCCAAGAAGAGGUGAUUGGUAACGAGCUGUUCGGCAAGCUGAGAGAGAAGCACGGCGAAGAUGGGAUGCAGCAGUUCAUGCAGGAGAAGAUUGUUGCCUUGCCAGGGGAUAUCAUCUACGACAACCUGGGACUGGAUGCUCCUACGCUGGAGGCUCUGGCCAAGGACAUAGACAUCAUUGUGAACAUUGCGGCAACCACCAACUUCUACGAAAGAUAUGAUGUCUCGUUGGACGUGAACGUGAUGGGGGUGAAGCACCUCUGCCACUUCGCUCAGCAGUGCGCCAACCUCAAGAUGUUCAUGCAUGUCUCCACUGCUUAUGUCUGCGGCGACAGGGACGGGCUCCACCUGGAGAAGCCCAUAAAGCCCGGCGAGUCGCUGCUCGAGGGCAAGUACCUCGAUGUCGACGCCGAGCUGCGGCUUGUCAGAGAAGCCAAGAAGGAGCUCAUGGACGCCAGUGACGACGAGCACAAGAAGACGGAGAGGAAGGCCAUGAAGGAGCUGGGCAUCCAGAGGGCUCGCCACUUUGGGUGGUCCAACACGUACAUCUUCACCAAGGCCAUGGGGGAGAUGGUCUUGGGGCAGCUCCAGGGUGACAUGCCCGUGGUGAUCAUGCGCCCCAGCAUCAUCACCAGCGUCCGGGAGGACCCGUUGCCGGGGUGGAUGCAGGGCACGCGCACCAUCGACACGCUCAUCAUCGGCUACGCCAAGCAGAACCUCUCCUGCUUCCUCGGCGACCUCAGCGUGGUCGUGGAUGUCAUCCCGGGGGACAUGGUGGCCAACGCCAUGAUGGCGGCCAUCGUGGCGCACUCGGAGGAGAAGGCCCCGGAGGCGGUGCCGGUGUACCACGUCACCUCGUCGCUGCUCAACCCAGUCGCCUACUCCGUUCUGUACGAGUCCGCCCUCCGGCACUUCUACGAGAACCCUCGCGUGGGGAAGGACGGCAAGGUCAUCCCCACCAGGGAGAUGCGCUUCUUCCCCACAAUCACGCAGUUCCACCUCUACAUGAUGCUCACAUUCAAGCUGCCACUAGAGUUUUUGCACUUGGUGAAUCUGCUCCUCUGUGGGCUCUUCGCACGGCUCUACAACGACCUCGACUGCAAGUACAAGUUUGUCAUGCAUCUUGUUGACGUCUAUGGACGCUUUGCCUUGUUCAACGGAUGCUUUGAUGACAUGAACAUGGAGCGGUUGAGGUUGACGAUGGUGAUGCAGACCCCUGAAGAUCAAAUGUUCAAUUUCGACCCCAAGACCAUCGACUGGGAUGAUUACUUCACCAGAAUCCACAUCCCUGGUGUUCUCAAGUAUCUGUGCAAGUGA